Messenger RNA from Malaclemys terrapin pileata, 6401 nucleotides. It is a transcript of the gene PDE12, whose product is annotated as phosphodiesterase 12. Gene Ontology annotation, cellular component: mitochondrion. The transcript has 3 exons. Gene Ontology annotation, biological process: nuclear-transcribed mRNA catabolic process, deadenylation-dependent decay. NCBI's taxonomy places the organism in Eukaryota, Metazoa, Chordata, Testudines, Emydidae. The record is from RefSeq and is a predicted model, not a curated record. The coding region runs from base 1769 to 3619 and encodes 616 amino acids. Gene Ontology annotation, molecular function: 3'-5'-RNA exonuclease activity.
UUUUUAUUCAGAGAAGAAGGAUGAUCCAGUGGCUAGGAUGCUAACUUAGAAAAGCCAGGUUCAGUUUCCUGCUAGGCCACAGUCCUAUUGCAUGACCAUGGUCAACCACUUAAACCUGGUUUACACUUAAAGGUUCUGCCAGAAUAUGUUGGUUAGAAGCAUGACAAAAUCACAGCUCUAACCAAAAUAGCUAUGCCAGUAAAAGCCCUAGAGUAGAUUAAGUUAAACUGGCAAAAAAGUCCUUAUUUUAUUUAGGAAAUUGGUAAAAGUUAUACAGGCAAACCCUUUCUAGUGUAGACGAGGCAUAAGUCUCUGUCCCAGAUCCUCAAAGGUAUUUAGUUACCUAACUCCCACUGACGAAUGGGAAUUAGAUUUCUAAAUACCUUUGAGGAUCUGUGCCUCAGUUUUCUAUUGAUACAAUAGGGAUAACAGUACUUUCCUAUCUCACUGGAUCAUUGUGAGGAUAAAUUCAUCAAAAAAGAAAGAUUGUGGGGUUGCUAUAUAACUACAACAGAUAGUUGUUCUUACUGCUAACUUCCCCAGUAAAAUUAACAAAACCACAAACUAGACCUUUGAUCUAGGGAAGUGAUGAGACUUACCAAGUCCCACUAUGAUAACAAUAGUAAUAUCUAGUUCUUAUACUGCUUUUCAUCAUUAGAUCUCAAAGUACUUUACCAAGGAGCUCAGGAUCAUUCCCUCCUAUUUUACAAAUAGAGAAACUGAGGCACAGAGAAGUGAAAUGAUUUACCCUAGGUCUUCUUGACCUUCCAAUGCCUCCCUGUGAGCAGACUUUAAUGAUCACACAGAGGCAGCUACAGGACUGAGGUCUUAGUCAUAAUAACGAAUAGUUAAAUUCAAUAUUACAAAUGACUAACACUUUUCUAAAAUCACUCUUUUUACAGAUAUCACAUCUUUAAGUGAUUGAACUGUUCUAUUUUUAUCUUUCUUUCAAUAAACACGAAACAUUCUGAACCAGGUAAGUAGAAAAUAAAUCCAAACCUCAGGCAUCAAUUAUAUGUAUGGAGUGUUAUGCUAAAGAAUGCUUUAUAGAAGUCUGAAUUUUUUCGGGAGACAAGUCUUCCUCUUUUCACAUCUCACUUAUUUCGGAGAGUAAAUCCCUUCUUGCGGGUUCAUUUUAGGGAGUGUUUAAAGGCUCUCCCUCCGGGGUGCAGGAUUUUGUUGUUAAUAUCAGAGAUACUUAGUGUUUAGUUAACCUACUUCAUCCAAACUGUCCCAGCUGCCUAGCCCUGAAGAGAACUGAUAACAGGCACAGCCCUCACUAAGGCCUGACAUCUCGGUGAGGGAGAGGGGACAAUUCCCUAGAGAGCUUCAAAAGACACAGAUUAUUUUCUCCAAGGAAACCCCUUAGAUAAGGCUCUGAGAGCUACAAAGGAGCGCCCAUGACCCCAGGCUGCCUGUUCCCACGCCACCUCCAGCCGCGGUACGAGCUCGGCAGGCGCAGCACUAGAUGUUUCUCACUUUCCACGAGCUUUACUAGAGACCUCUCUCUACAGGAAGUAAAUAGUCAGCACUUCCGGCCUGUGCUCCCGACUGCCUCCAAUCACAAAUGCCUUUCCCCUGGUUCGGCCUUCCCUUUCAUCAUUUCCGGUAUCUGACCACCCCAGUACCCAUCAGCACUUGCGAGGCGCCGCUCAGCGAGGCAGCUUUUGGCCCGGCGCGGGUUUCCGGGCGACUGCAGGCGAAUGUGCUGUCACCAAUGUGAGGCUGCCUUGGCGCGCGGCCCGGAGCCGGAACGCAGCGGCGGCUGAUGAAUGGUGGAUGCCGGGCUGGCUGGUUCAUGUGGAGCCUUCUGUGGGGGGAGCUACGAGCCGCUGCCGGCGCGAGUAGGCUCCGCUGCCGAUCGGCCGCUUUCCUUAGCAGCGGCGGCGUCGCGGUUUCCCCCGGCCCUGCCUGCGGAGACUCGCCUGGCCGCAUGGAGCGGGCUGUGGUGCGCUGCGUCCCGUCGGAGCCGAAGAUGAGCCUGUGGUUCGUGCUGUGUGACGGGAGCGCCAAGCACAUGCAGCGGGACCAGACGGAGCCGCUAGGCCGGGCCUUGGCCCGCAUCGCCACCAACGCCGGCAAGGGCCAUGCCAAGGCGGCCAAGAAGAGCAAGAAAGCGCGGGCGGAGGCGGGACCGGCCGGGGAGCCGGUGCCGGCGGCGCCGCUCGCCGUGCGCCUCUUCUCGCGGGACGGGGAGUCCGUGGCUGAAGACGUGUCCAAUGCCGAGGCCUGGCAGGACGGCGCCGUGCUGCAGAUCGGCGAAGUCAAGUACCAGGUGGAGCGGAACCCGCCCUCAGUCAUCGAGCUCCAGCUGCCCCGCUCGCUGCUCGCCGGCUUCCCCGUCUGCCCCAAGAUCCACACCGAAUUCGGCGCGCCCCAGCACUGUCUCUUCCGCUGGUACCGGGAGCAGCCGGGGGGCGGCGGGGACGAGCCCUCUCCAGGGGGCGACAUCUGGGUAGAAGCCCCCGUCAGGGACCGCGUCUUCACGCCGACCAACGCGCACAUCGGACUGCGCCUCAAGCUCCACUGCACCCCGGGCAACAGCCAGCAGCGCUACGGGCUCCCCCGGGAGGUGGAGAGCAGCGGCCCUGUAGAGGCCGGGCCCGGCGCCUGUACCUUCGACUCCCGGCACCUCUACACCAAGAAGGUGUCCGGAGAAGGCUUAAUCCGCACGGUCUCCUACAACGUUCUGGCUGACAUCUAUGCUCAGACCGAGCACUCCCGGACGGUGCUCUACCCCUACUGCGCGCCCUACGCGCUGGAGCUCGACUACCGGCAGAACCUGCUCAAGAAGGAGCUGGUCGGCUACAGCGCCGACCUCAUCUGCUUGCAGGAGGUGGACAAGUCUGUCUUCGCUGAUAGCUUGGCCCCGGCACUGGACGCCUUCGGCCUCGAAGGUCUCUUCAGGAUCAAGGAGAAGCAGCAUGAAGGCUUGGCUACUUUCUACCGCAGGGAUAAGUUCACCUUGCUUAGCGAGCACGAUAUUGCCUUCAAUGAGGCUCUGGUCUCCAACCCACUGCACAAGGAGCUGCGGGACAAGCUAGCCCCCUACCCCUUAGCCCAGGAGAAGGUGCUGCAGAGAUCCUCUGUGCUGCAGGUUUCAGUUCUUCAGUCUACAAAUGAUCCUUUGAGGAAGAUUUGUAUAGCCAACACUCAUCUGUACUGGCAUCCAAAAGGUGGAAACAUCCGUCUCAUCCAAAUUGCUGUAGCUUUGUCUCACAUUAGGCAUGUUACAUGUGAUCUAUAUUCUGGCAUACCUGUCAUAUUCUGCGGUGAUUUUAAUAGUACACCUUCAACUGGAAUGUAUAGUUUUAUCAAUAGUGGCAAUAUUGCUGAGGAUCAUGAAGACUGGGUCUCUAAUGGAGAAGAAGAAAGAUGCAAUAUGUCUCUAACUCAUCCUUUCGAACUGCAAAGUGCUUGUGGAGAACCUGCUUAUACAAAUUAUGUUGGUGGGUUUCAUGGAUGCCUGGACUACAUUUUCAUUGACAUAAAUGCUUUAGAGGUUGAACAAGUAAUUCCAUUGCCAAGUCAUGAAGAAGUUACCACCCAUCAGGCCUUGCCAAGUGUCUCUCAUCCCUCUGAUCAUAUAGCAUUAAUAUGUGAUUUAAAGUGGAAAUAAGACUAACAUUUGCAUGGCAUUUGUUCCAGGCCUUUAAACAAGGAAUUUGUUUACUUUAGGGGACCUUAACUUGUAUCCCGGCUUGUAUGUAACUUUAUAAAGACAGAAGCUAGACUGAUUAUUGGAAAAAAGUUCACAUGCCUGUCAUUUCGAUUAUAAAUUUCUUAUUGAGCGUUUUGUCUGACUGUUCAUAACAUUUGCAUGACAUAGCUUCUCCUUUCCCUUUUUCUACACUAAUAGGAGGUCCAAAUAUAUUUAAAACAGAUGGGGAUGUUUUAAAAAAAGAAAAAAAGUUAGAUUAUCAGAUCUUUUUAUAGGUGUUUUUAACUGAUUAAGAGAUUAUUUUGUUACAGAUGUAUGAAUCUAAACUGAUUUCUAUAAAAGUACACGUGAACUGAACCCUGUUUGUAUAAUUCAGAAUAGGAUAUAAAAGAGGGUAAGCAAAUGACUUAUGUUGAAUCAAAUCAAUUAAAACUACUUUCAGUGCAGGACAAAUGUCACCUUCUAUUUAAAUACUCAAAAAUAUAAAUGUAUUCAUUAAGCAUUCCUGAUGCUUCUCUAGGCUUUAGCAAGCUGCAUGUUCAGUGUACUUCUACUUUUUUUGACAAGAUACUUUCUAACCAGAUACCAACAUCUGAAUAGACUUGUACAAUCAACAUAAAACCAUAUUAAAUUUUAGGAUUAAAAUGGUUUAGGAAACAUUUUCCUUGCCCACUUAAUGUAUUUGUAGCCACUGAAAGGCUCUUUAAGAUAAAUGAAAAAAAAUCAGAUGUUAAAGCCCAGUUGUUGAUUAUUGUAAACCAAUAUCAAGUUUACUAAAAAAUAAAAAUGUAAGAACUAUAUUUACUUUUGAGUAUUGAUUCCUGCUGUUAUCCAUAUCCUGUAUCUAGCAUUAGAAAACAUACUAACAGUUUUAGGUCAGUUUCCUAACACAGUUUGGGUGGGAAGGAGUUUUUUAAAUUUUGCUCGCCAGUUUUUGAUUUGCAGGAAAGCAUUAGUUGCUUCUGGAGAACAAUUUCUUCCUGGUUUGGGGGGAGUGGAAGAAAAUAACACUUCACAUAAGUAAUAUGUAUCUAAUUCUUUGGUGAAAAUGCUUAAAGGUGACUUCCAAAGAUUUUUAAAAGUUGGAUUUGCUCUAUUUUUUUCCAUCGCAAAGAAGGCCUGCUUGCUCUCACUUUUCAAUUUAGCACUAUCAAGUCUAGUCUUUCCUAGUUAUGUUGGAGAAUAUUUGGGAUGUCUAAGGAUGUACAUAACUAUUAUUUCCAUUAAGGUAUGGUAAUUUAAACACCCACUACCCAGGACUUCCUUUCUCCAAAACGUUGGUCAUGGAAACAGAAAAGAUUCUGCAAACAAAAGAUUUAUACAGUUUUAUUAAUGCUCCUUGUUUCAGUUGAUAACUUUCCCUUAACUCCAGGUAUUAUUGUCCUCGUUUGCCUAGUUUUCUGGUUAUUAGUGCCUUCCAGGGUAAAACAAGCUCUGAAUGUUUAAUGCUUAAAAAUCACCUAGAAUUCUCACCCCUAUCCACAAUUAAAAGGCACAUAUCAUGCAGAUAGGAACACUAGAAAUGCAUUAGAACAGUGUGGCUUCCUCAUAGUGCACAAGUUAAACUGAAUAUUUAAAAUGAAAACAUUUACUAAACUGAAAACUAUGGGGAUGCACAGACUUAGGUACGGGUUUUUGGAUGUCCUAACUCUGCUCCUGUUGCUUUAUCCAAGGAACAACCAAACGGUGCAAACUAAUCUGACACUCAGACAAGGUCCAUACAUGUACCUCAUAAUAAUAAAUACAGUGGUAGCAUUUUCAUAGUGCUAUGCAUGCUGAUAUGGGCAAUUGUUUCAUGGUGUUUUCAAAAAUGUGAUAUGUGAGCCUCCGAUGAGCUAAACCCUUAAUUAUGUGACUGUUGGUACCAGUCAAACGAGUAUGGGGGUCUAAGUAUUGCCACUCUCCUUGGCACCUCAUGGGCUGUAGAGUCUCCUCACAGGGUAGGUGGCUGCUGCUAGGCAAGGCUAGGGACUGAAGCUGUUAUAAGCUUCAUGGUGGGAGAGAAUAGAAAGAACAGGCCUGGAGAGGAACUCCUUUCUCUCACCAAGAGAAAUGGGAGGAAAGUCCUAGGGCACAAGGCCCAAGCACAUGUACAUGCACUGUUACCUCUCCGUGGACACACUAUUAGAAUGGAGCCUUCCCCCUUGUGACUGGUGCUGGCUAUGGGAGUAGAGACAGACACUGCUGCUGCUGGAACAGCCAGCAGCAAACUUUUACUUUCCAGCCCUCAAAGCCUUUUCUGGUGUCAGAAGUGACUUUCUGGAACUCUUCCAUUGAGGGGAAGAGAGAUGAUUCUUAGAAGGGAAUGGGUGGAGCAGGCCUAAGCUGAGGGGCUGGAGUUCACUGUUGACAGACACCAAUGGGUGGGAGGAUGGUGGGGAAAUAUGGGUUAAGAGGGUUGCUGACCAUGGAAAAUUAACACCCACUGUACAUUACUACUAUGAGCACACAACUGGUGUGAAUUACUGUGGGAUGUUACUAUAACUUGUAACCUGCUGCUCUCAAUUUGUUUUCAUGUGUUGCAUUUUAUAUUUAGAUAGUAAGUGCUUGAGUAGGGAGUGUUUGUGAAACUUUUGGGUGCUCAAAAAUAAGUGAUGAAAAAUCAUUUUGAAUCAGACUAAUGUACAUAUGUAAAAACUACAUGUCAUACAUACAUGUUUAUACCACCCUGCUUACCAACUAUGUAUCCAUUGCACCUUGCAUGUAAGAUAUUUUGAUUAAAGAUGUUUUCUGAUAAGGA